UCGUGUUCAUCAAUCGGAGCUCACGGCCUACCCAUGCUCUUGACACAACUUCAUCACCGUCUAUUAAUUGAUUCCCCGCUCGUCUGAAUAGCAAAGGCCAUGCCCUUCCCUAGAGCAUUCAGCGGCAGUUUGCCCCGCGCUGCCGCCGCCGGGCGCCGCACCACGGCCCCACCCGGCGGCCGGCCCGUGCUGUCACCGGCGACGGCGGCGCCGACUGGGCCGCAUCCUCACCAGGCUCAGCAGGUCCGCGGCGUAAAGGACGACCUCGGCGGGCCGGGCGGACAGCAGCCCCCGCCGCAGAAGCCCAGCGGGACCGAUGCGCUUCGCAGGAACUGGGUCCCCUUCGGAGGCGCCGCCCUCCUCCUCCUCGGCGCCUACGCCUACCUCACCGGCGGCGGCCCCACCGACAAGCCCUCCGGCAUGCCCGCCCUGCCGCCCGAGACGGAGACGGCCGUGGGCGUCGGCGGCGUCGGCGGCGUCGGCAGGGAGGUCAGCCCCGCCGCGGUGGAGGAGGCCGCCGGCAGGCUGGCCAAGAGGCUCGAGGACAAGGAGUCGGCGACGCUGGCGCGGCUGAGCGGCCGCAGGAAGUCUGAGUUUGGGUCUUUUCGGUCUGAGUGAGUGAGUGAGUGAGUGCGUGAGGGGGGCGGGGUGGUGGUGGUGGUGAUGGUAAUGGUUGGGAAAAGGGUAUAAGUGAGGGUGGAAAGGAAACGAAAGCAGAGAAGGAGGACGAGGGACGAGGACAAGGAAGGUUUGAUGUGAAAGAAAAGAAACUGGUCGCAUCUUUGGGCGUUUUUUCCAUAUCAGCCUCGGUCGCUGACUGCUUUUGCUCUUUGUACAUGACGUCUGGUGGUGACGGUCGUUAACACGACGGCUAUCCUGCAGACAAGCAAAGGGCGUCUUGAUCUUGUGACCGACAGUGACCCG
Molecule: messenger RNA, 924 nt
Organism: Purpureocillium takamizusanense
Lineage: Eukaryota; Fungi; Ascomycota; Sordariomycetes; Hypocreales; Ophiocordycipitaceae
Exons: 2
Coding region: 100-618 (172 amino acids)
Source: RefSeq, a predicted model, not a curated record